Molecule: messenger RNA, 1533 nt
Organism: Penicillium atrosanguineum
Lineage: Eukaryota; Fungi; Ascomycota; Eurotiomycetes; Eurotiales; Aspergillaceae
Product: U4/U6-U5 snRNP complex subunit PRP31
Exons: 1
Coding region: 1-1533 (510 amino acids)
Biological process (GO): spliceosomal tri-snRNP complex assembly; mRNA splicing, via spliceosome
Cellular component (GO): U4 snRNP; precatalytic spliceosome; U4/U6 x U5 tri-snRNP complex
Source: RefSeq, a predicted model, not a curated record
AUGUCAACCGCGGAGGAACUUCUGCGCGACUUCGAGGAAGAUGAAGACUUCCAGAACGAGGAAGAUGUCGAGCAAGAGCCCGAGGAGGACCAGGGCCUUCAAGGAGGCGCGGAACCGACCAACGAGUUCGAUCGCUCAGUAACAACGACCGACGAAUUGACCCGGCUACACAAAGUCCUGCGCGAUCACUACUCCACCCGAUUCCCCGAACUGGAGACUAUGGUUACAAGCCCGAUCAAAUACGCGAAAACCGUUGCGAUUCUGAAAAAUGGACCCUUUGACGAUAUCAAGGCACUUUCAUCGUCGGCGGAUAAUAUGGCUGGCGAGCCGCUCAAGUCUGUGCUGGAUGGGCCGUCUCUUAUGAUUGUUGCGCUUGAGGGAACUACCACCCGAGGACGAGAGUUGAACGAAUCUGAGCUUAAGCUCGUUCUUGAUACUUGUGAGAAGAUUCUUAAGCUUGAUCGCGAGCGUACGGCCCUCACUCAGAGUAUUGAGUCCCGCGUGAAUUCGAUUGCGCCUAACUUGGCAGCCUUGAUCGGAUCGGAGACAGCAGCUCAGUUCCUCAACCAGACCGGUGGUCUUCUUGAAUUGGCCAAAAUCCCGGCGUGUAAUCUGGGAGCCCAAGGUUCAAAGAGACAGGAGGGAUUGGGCUUUGCUACCAACCACGGAGUCCGUGCGCAGGGUUUCCUCUACGAUUCGCCUCUCAUCCAGGAAGUACCAAAUGACCUCAAGAAGCAAGCUAUCCGAAUUGUAUCUGCCAAGAUGGUUCUCGCAGCUCGCGCAGACGUUUCCAACUACAACAAGGAUGGCUCUCUUGGUGUCGAUUUGCAGGCGCAGUGUCUCCAGCGAUUGGAGAAGUUGACCGAGCCCCCGCCCAACUCCGGAGCCAAGGCCCUUCCCGCCCCCGAUGACAAGCCAUCUAGGAAGCGUGGUGGACGACGUGCCCGAAAGGCUAAGGAGGCCGUGGCCAUGACAGAACUACGUAAGGCACAGAACCGGGUUGCUUUCGGCAAGGAGGAAUCAGAAGUCGGAUACGGCACUGGCGAAGGCACUGUGGGUCUGGGUAUGCUUGGACAACAGAACGACGGCCGCAUCCGCGCCACACAGAUCGAUCAGCGCACACGUGCCAGACUCAGCAAGAACAACAAGGGCUGGGGCGCAUCCACCCCUGCAGGUGGUACUGCUUCGUCGCUGCGCGGUUUCGGCCAGGGCGGCGUCGGUGGCACUGCCAGUGUCCUACAAUCCAGGGGCCUGCGUUCGUCGGGCGUAGGAACAUCCUUGAAUGCGGGCGCUGGUACUGCCAGUACCAUCGCAUUCACUCCCGUCCAGGGUCUGGAGCUCGUCGAUCCCAAGGUGCAGGCCGAACUCAACCGCAAGCGCAAGGCCGAAGAAGACCGUUGGUUCAACUCGGGAACAUUCACCCAGGUCGGCGGUCAGAGCAAAGAGAAAGACGGCUUCAAAGUGCCCGCUCUUCCACCCAAGAAGAAGGUCGAUAUGGGCGACGGUAAAAUGGGUCCACCACCCAAGCCAUAG